This is a messenger RNA of Cantharellus anzutake, 2715 nucleotides long. RefSeq lists its product as uncharacterized. The transcript has 13 exons. The coding region runs from base 1 to 2715 and encodes 904 amino acids. Gene Ontology annotation, molecular function: ATP binding; nucleic acid binding. NCBI's taxonomy places the organism in Eukaryota, Fungi, Basidiomycota, Agaricomycetes, Cantharellales, Hydnaceae. The record is from RefSeq and is a predicted model, not a curated record.
AUGCCCGUGAUGCCUUCCCCGGUGUGCCACCUCUUGGCGGGGUGCAUAUUUUUGUCAUCAACGAAGAACUUCUUGAGAGCCUGGAUGAUCUCUGGUGGAUUGACCACCAUCAUCGGAUAUAAUAAAACUAACUCAAUGACUAAGCACUGCAAGCCCAUUGCACGCUUUCUGCAUGAGGGUCUCUCUGGCCUUCUCCUUCAGUACCUGAUAUUCAUCAGGACUGUAGAGGAGGGAGAGGGAAGGCGAGACUGCCGAGACAGGCCUCUUGAGUACGCGCUGAAGAAGGAAACAAUGCAUUACCUCCAAGCGGGCCUGGACGUGCCAACUUAUAGGGGUGGUCUCGGCCCCCGUGUCUUUGCUCUCUUCCAUGCCACCAGCCGGUUAUGGCAUCACACCAUGCUGGGAUUGUCGGUAAAAGGUCAUGUGGCAGAACUGAAAGAGAUCCUGGAUGACAAGUCGACCACAAACAGGCUUCUGGGAGAGGAAAACGAUGGUGCGGAUUCAUAUGCCCUUUCUCCUCCCCCUACCAUCAAUGCAAAUGUUGGCAAUGUGGCAUCCCACGCCCUUUCCUUUGCCCCUCCAGCGGAUUCGUACACCUUUUCUACCCCUAUUGUUCAGAUGCCGCUGCACACACCUUCUCCCCUUCCUCUUCCUUCAAGUGCCCCCACUGCAUGGCAAUCGUCAACGCAGGCCAAACAGUGGGAGAAGCAGCUAUGGUCAAGCAGGUCUCCAUCUGGAAUGGAUGUUGAUGUCUUAGUUCAAGAAGAGGAACAGGAGCCCAGGUACAUCAAACCCCACAAACGUCGACAUCAUCUUGGGGCCGCACCCGUGGUCAUCGCUGCAGAGCAGAGGGGUGUGGGGGACCUCAGGACUGGGCAACACCCUCCCAGUCGCCAGAGUGCCAGUGAAGCUAUGCCUUCCCCUCUCCCCCAAGAGAUAGACGGCUCGAUGCUAUCGACAGCAUAUGAUUCAGAAUCCACCUGCAUGCUUCGAGCAGUGCUUGAUGAUCCGACGGCAACGUUCAGGGCUCCUGCCCAGUAUCAUGUCUAUAAGGAGAUCAUGGCCAGGAAGCGUCAUUGCCUCUUUGUUUCUGCCUGUGGUUCUGGAAAGAUGCUACCGUUUGUCCUCGGUGCCAAGAUGUGGGCCCUCAGCGGCAGGCAAUCGGUCUUGGUGUUGCCCUGCCAAAUCCUCCAUCCAGAGAUGCACAGACGCUUGGGCAAAGCCGGCCUCUCCCACUGCAAAUGGACCAUUGAGAAUCCGCAUCCAAGAGAGCAAGUGGUCACCGUAGCCGAUCGAGACCUUCAGCAACGAUCAUUGGUGAAUGGUAGACAGCUAGGGUGUCUCAUGUUCGAUGAAGCGCAUGGGAUCACAGAGGAUCAAAGGUUCCGUCCUGCCUACGAGGAUGCGAUCCACAAACUCUCAUGGCUCCAAGAUGCACCAAUCAUUUUCACAUCGGGCACGAUGUCCCGGGACUUCACGUCUGAGUUCUGGAAGGCUCUGGAUAUCUGGUAUCUGCCAGACAAGGCUUUCAUGGUGCUUGACAUUGGCCAAGAGCCUCAGAUGACAGAUUCGCCAGCCCACAAGGAGGAGUGGAAUCUCAGUUGGCGUGCAUCCACCGUCGGGGUCCUCUGUGAGGCAGAGAGGGGCUUGAAAGGAGACGAGCGGGGCCUGGUGUUUUUCGUGGGCAAGAGCGAGUGCAUGGAGUGGGCGGGGCACUUGGACUGCUCAUACAUCACCGCUGAUGUUCCACCCCAGCAGCGUUUCGAGGAUUGGCGUAGAGGGAAGCAACAGAUCCUGUGUCUCAACAAGGCAGGCUACUAUGGUUUUGAUUACUCUGCGGUAGCGUUUUCAAUCUUCAUUAGUCAACCGUUUUCAAUCAACGACUUCUACCAGAGUUCUGGGAGGGUCUUUCCUUCGCAGCAUCUGGAUGGUAUGAGUCGAAAGUACAUGGAACUUCGCGAAUCAGAACACUGCAUGGUGUUAUGUGCGGUGUGUCACAAGGAAGAGGAGGGCAAGCUGAGGGACUACGAUUUCAAUCGUCGCUGGGGGAAACCUUUCAAAAUGGCAUGCAAGGAUCGAAGCCCUACUAUCGUUUCUGAGAGCUGCUCACCUGAUCGCCCCCCCAUACGCAGGCAGGUUCCAGCCAUUCUUGGGCUGCUGCUAGACCUUCCACCUCGGCUGGACCUUCCGCCUCUGCCAGGCCUUCCGCCUCGGCUGGACCCUCUACCUCGGCUGGACCUUCCACUUUGGCCAUCAAUGUUUCACUUCAGCGAUCCUGAGCCAAUGGUGCUGCUGCUAUGCCCAAGUGCAGGCCUGUCUCCAGGAGCCUGGGGGAAAUGUCUGCUUUGCUGGUUGCAUGGUGCUCAUGGCUCGCACGCAACAGCAUGCUGUCUUGGCACCGACCCAUGGCAGGGGUGGCAAGAGCAUCAGCUGCAACGCCAGGAUAGGUCCUGGAAGCGUAGCCACUUUUGCGCUGAAAGGGGUGAAGGGGGUAAGGGGAAGAAUGUUGAGGGUUAUUGUUGGAUAUGCCUCCUUGACAAGAGCUCUAGUUUGGUGCAUCGUGAUUCAACUCCAAGGGGAUGCUCGGAGCGGCUCCGUGAGGCUCUUGCCAACUAUGUUGAGGAUGACAAAGUGGCGGCUAUGAAUCACAGCUGUUGCUUGGAUGGCAGGGCAACAAGGGAUGGCGUAACUACUUCACUCUUGUAUAUACUUUGA